Onthophagus taurus is the source of this 3780-nucleotide messenger RNA. RefSeq names its product nicotinic Acetylcholine Receptor alpha7 (gene nAChRalpha7). Gene Ontology annotation, cellular component: postsynaptic membrane. NCBI's taxonomy places the organism in Eukaryota, Metazoa, Arthropoda, Insecta, Coleoptera, Scarabaeidae. The record is from RefSeq and is a predicted model, not a curated record. Gene Ontology annotation, molecular function: transmembrane signaling receptor activity; acetylcholine-gated monoatomic cation-selective channel activity. Gene Ontology annotation, biological process: monoatomic ion transmembrane transport.
GCACCCUCAUUGAUCUAGAAGGCCGGGAUCGGCGCUGCAACGUGCGUGUAACCGGAGGCUGCACGCAUGCGCCGCAAUGUUCGUCAAGCGAUCCUCAACACUCUGUACAUGGCAGCGCAGUAGCGAACGAGAUUCAGAGCCGACCGGCGAUGGCAAUAGCGAUCGAGAGUAGGCACGAGGUCGUAAACAUGAAGUAACGGCAGAAUAGAAUUUAAAACGAAACAUAACUAAAAAAAUUUUUAACCGAAACCCGUUUCACAACAUAAACUAAACCCAUAUGUAUAUACGUGUGUAUGCGCGACGACGAUAUACAUAAGUAUAUAUGUAUGCAGGAGUAAACAAGCCGACCGACCGAGAAACACUGCUGGUUAAGAGAGUGCAAAGCUGAAUCCGAGCCCAGCCAUGAGCUAAAGCCCGAGGUUUCACGGGAUCGACUUGAAGGAGAGUCUGGGCAGUACAUCCCCAAAUGGACAGUGCCAUGCGACAAUGCCACUUCCACCACGGUCCGCGAGCUUUGACGUUUCUUAUACUCUUGAACAUCAUCUGCACACUACCGGACGAAUCCGCGGCUGGGUACAACGAAAAAAAGCUCCUGCACAAGCUACUCGAUCACUACAAUGUCCUCGAACGACCGGUUGCCAAUGAAUCCGACCCGCUGCAACUUAGCUUUGGACUCACCCUCAUGCAAAUCAUCGACGUGGACGAGAAAAAUCAACUACUCAUCACGAACAUAUGGUUGAAAUUGGAAUGGAACGACAUGAACCUACGGUGGAAUUCGUCCGAAUACGGCGGCGUGAAAGACUUGAGGAUCCCUCCCCAUCGUCUUUGGAAACCCGACGUCCUCAUGUACAACAGUGCCGACGAGGGAUUUGAUGGUACGUAUCCCACCAACGUCGUCGUUAGGAACAACGGAAGCUGCAUGUAUGUUCCUCCUGGGAUAUUCAAAAGCACCUGCAAGAUUGACAUCACGUGGUUCCCUUUCGACGACCAGAGAUGUGAGAUGAAGUUCGGCAGUUGGACCUAUGAUGGAUUACAGCUGGACCUGCAGCUGCAGGAUGAGGGCGGUGGGGACAUCAGCAGCUUCAUAACAAACGGGGAGUGGGAUUUGCUGGGCGUUCCUGGGAAGCGGAACGAGAUCUACUACAACUGCUGCCCCGAACCGUACAUCGACAUCACGUUCGUCAUCAUAAUACGACGGAGAACGUUGUAUUACUUCUUCAACCUGAUAGUUCCGUGCGUCCUAAUCGCUUCCAUGGCCGUCUUAGGGUUUACACUGCCGCCGGAUUCUGGAGAGAAGCUUUCAUUAGGUGUCACCAUCCUCUUAUCGCUGACCGUGUUCUUAAAUAUGGUUGCCGAAACGAUGCCAGCAACUUCGGAUGCCGUCCCUCUCUUGGGAACCUACUUCAAUUGCAUCAUGUUCAUGGUGGCCUCGAGCGUUGUCUCCACGAUUCUCAUACUCAACUACCACCAUCGGAACGCAGACACUCACGAGAUGUCAUCAUGGGUGAAAGUCGUCUUCCUCUACUGGCUCCCGUGGGUCCUGCGAAUGCAACGGCCCACGUCGACCCCCCAAAAACCCAACUGCGAUUGCUCAACGCCACAAAGUAGCAGCAGCAGACCCGCGUCUGUUGGCGCCGAUCGCAAACAACUCCAAUUUCAAGACGUUGAGCUUAAGGAACGAUCGUCAAAAAGUUUAUUAGCCAACGUUUUGGAUAUUGAUGACGACUUUAGACACAAUCAUCGCGGUGCUAGCACACCCACCCCUAUCCCUGCGGCAGCAUUUUUCAGAACUGUGUAUAGACCGAAUGAAGAUAAUGGUAACGGGGGAGCACGUUUGCAUGAAUCAUUGGUGUCAAACCACGCGUGUUUCAGUGCGGAUUACGAAUUGGCGUUGAUCCUAAAAGAGAUCCGUUUUAUAACGGACCAAUUACGAAAGGAGGACGAGGCCGCGGAUAUCACCAGGGAUUGGAAGUUUGCCGCGAUGGUCGUUGACAGAUUGUGCCUUAUUAUUUUCACGUUGUUCACCAUCAUCGCCACGUUGGCGGUCCUGUUCUCCGCGCCGCACAUAAUCGUCUCGUAGCGUAUCCCGUCUGCUGAUUAAAAAGCAUCAGCUUAGGGACGAUAGGGCCGGAGGGCGGAGGCGCGCGAAGCGAUCCCCAGGGGGCCGAAGACCAGUGGUUUCACAACCGUUAUCAGCGUUUCGUUCGAACCGUUACACUAAACCCAGUUUGGAACGAACCUAAAAACGUUGUACAUUAAUGUUAAAAAUAAUUUAAAAAAAGAAAAAAAUAAAUUGGUCGCGGGGCGAAGCCUGAUCGAGAUGUGUUGAGCUUUUAAGCCGUUUCUAUUUUUGAUAGAGGCAUCGGGCGACGCCCCGUGUACCCCCUUAAACAAAAAGUUAAAUGAAACUCACUUCGAGUUGAAAUGUUAAAGUUAACGAUAACUCCUAGUCAUAUACUUGUUCGAGCGUUUGGAAACUACCGUUAAAAAUAUAUGUGUAUUGUGUUUUAAAAAUAAAAAAAAUCGCUGUGUAGUUUUGCACUAGGGCGCUUACUAAAAUUAACCUUAUAAACUAUGAGAUAUAAAGAAAAAAUAUUAAUGAACGUUCGUACAACAGGGUUUAUUGUAUUUAAUGAAACUAAUGAAACCAAAUGCAAAAAUAACGAGAAAACGAGAAAAACAUACCUAAAACAUAGAAUGAGCAGAACAGAGAAUUUGCCGCCAAAAUCUUACCUUUACGAUUAAGACAAACAUAUUAAAGCAUAAAAGGCCCCGAUAAAGUUUUCUGUUCUGAAUAUGCUGUGUCUAAACGUUAUUAAAAAUAGUGAGGAUUGUACAAUUACUAGACUAUAAGAACUAACGUAAUAACUUUAAGGGUGUAAUAAGGAACAUUUUGCAAAAACAUUGUUCUGAAAGAAUGUGGAAAAAUCAAGACGCCCCCUGAACAGAUUCAUUUGACCAUAGUUUAGUUGACGGUCUCAGUUUUUUAGUGUAACGUUCAUUAGGGUAUUGACACAAUCAUACUGUGAUAAAAUCAAGUUAAAUGUUGAGUUGUCAGGCUGGUGUCUCAAGCAGCCGGACUUUGUUCGAAAUGAAAAAAAAAAAAUAAAAGCUUUAGCGGCAGAUCGCCUGCUAUUUCGCAUUGUUAAUAUUUUAUAAAAAACGACGUGUAGAAUUUAUACUUUUAUGUUCCACUUACUACAAAAAAAAAAAUGAAUAAUAUAUAUUGUACGAAUUCGUUAAAAUAAAAACUCGGAAUCAAAUAAAUCCAAAGUUAAAAAAUUAAAAAAAAAGAAAAUGAAGAAAUUUUUCGAAUAAAUUAGCUGCUAACGUAGUGUGUAACUUUCACUUAAAAAAAUGAAUUUCUUAUAUACUGUAAAUACUAAAUUCUAUAAUGUUAGUUGAUAAUAAUAAUACUAAUAAUAAUAAUGAUAAAUACUAAUAACGAGAAUAAUAAUCAAUAAUUUGUUAAUAAUCCUGGGAUUUAGACUUCUUUGGAUGUCGCCCCUUUUUAAAAUCUCUCCUUCUUACUUCCUAUACGGAACAGGGGCCAAUUUCAAUAACUAAAACGACAAGAAUAAAAGAAAAAACUUACUUUCACUAAAUAAAAAAUAAAAUCCCAGCGAUGCUAACAAAUUAAAUUAGUUAAAAACGAUGCCCGUUAUCAAAAAACAAAAAAAAAAUGGCGACAUAUCUUCGGACUUCAUUAUUGUCAACAAGUCUUUCAAGCGAUUUAAAAAAAAAAACGUAAAAAUAAAAAUGAGAAGAGCCGAUUAAAAA